Messenger RNA from Xenopus laevis (African clawed frog), 1415 nucleotides. RefSeq names its product PRKC apoptosis WT1 regulator protein. The transcript has 7 exons. The record is from RefSeq and is a predicted model, not a curated record. Bases 411 to 1193 code for a protein of 260 amino acids. NCBI's taxonomy places the organism in Eukaryota, Metazoa, Chordata, Amphibia, Anura, Pipidae.
CAAAACAAUCUGAUCUAAAAUGAAGCAGCCAUCCCAGAGAGAGAGAGAGAACAUUCUCCCAUUUGUGCUGGAGGAAAUGAUUCAGUGGCAAUUUAUGCCAAGUCUGAGGCACGUUCCUAUAUAAGGACUCUAGGGUGCAAAGUAGGGGGGGGUAGAGGACCUGACAGGCUCCUCCUGUAAAGAUCAGAGGUUUCUGCUUCUUUGGGAAGCUCUGUACCAUCUGCACAGCUGCGGGCAGGGGGUCUCACUCCCCCCCCCAGGGAGUUUCCAUUCUGCAGACGGAAGCUGAGGGAUCCUUUAUCCAUCAAGGAGAAAAGGAUAGUGUAACAGGUGACACCUCAACCACACUAUACAUCCUAGAAGAAUACCUUUCUUUUCAGGAAUCUUUCUCUGCAUUCUAAGACCUAAAUAUGUCCAAGGAUGGAAAGUACAGCAGCUCAGAACAGGCGCCUUUCAUGGAAGAGUGGAAAGCCCGGAGGGAAAGAAUGAGGCUUCGUUCAUCUUCCUCCAGCCUUGUGAGCAGUGUGUCCAUAGAUGCCAGUUAUUCCCAUCAGGCCAGGGAGCAACAGGCAGAACCUCAGAACUUGCAUGUUACCAAAGAGAAGACCACGGAAACAGAAGGAAGAAGACCUGCAGAAAACACAACUCAAAUGUGUGUGACUGUAGACAAUUCCAUUCAUGAUUCCACUGCUUCAAAAGAGAAAGAGAAGAAAGGAAGUGGACAAAAGAAACACCGUACCCAAAUUGAGAAAAGGAAAUUGAGGGAGAAGCGGAGACCUACAGGGGUGGCCUAUAUAACUCAAAUAGAAGACACUGAUGAGAGUCAGGAUCAUGUGGAUGGCCAGGAUGGACAGAGAAGUCGAAACACAGAAGUCCCUAAUCAGGAACUGAGGAAGUCCGAAGGAGUAAGCCAAAACAGUUUCAGGGCAAAUACAUGUACGGAUUCUCCUUAUCAAGAUGUCAGACAGAAGAUGGGACAGGUCUUGGCAGAGGAACUCCAGAAGGAAGUGACAGGCAAGCGGCAGGACAAUCACAACCUGACUGUGCAACUAAAAGACAAAGAGGCAACGCUGACCCUUCUACAGAUGGAGGUGAAGACCCUGACUCGAAAAAUGCAGAAAGCUGAGGAUGAGAAUAAGAGGUUAAAAGAUGAAAACCAAAUGCUGCUGAAAGUGAUGACCAAGCUGAGCUAAAGACAACUGCACAUUUCCAUGUCAGGAGCACUUAUGUCUCUGUCCAUCACCACAAAGCACCAAGACGCACAAUCGAACGCAAUCGCACAAUAAUGAAAUCAAAGGUUCUUGAUGUGAGGGAUUCGGGACUUUUUUUUUUAUUUGCUCUGUAACAUCAGGAAGAGCAAUACUGUUGCAUAGGCUUCCAUUGUCACAGUCACAAGAAUAAAAGAGAGAAAUUGA